Molecule: messenger RNA, 1819 nt
Organism: Paramecium sonneborni
Lineage: Eukaryota; Ciliophora; Oligohymenophorea; Peniculida; Parameciidae
Source: the annotation of a GenBank genome assembly
AUUUCAUCAUAUAUAUGAUUAUGAAUUAAACAUAGAAAUUGGCAUAUUAUCCAAAUUUGCUUGUAAGACGUUGUAUAAAUAUGGAUAGGGUUAAUCAGAGAGAGUGAUAUAGUAAAAUAUAGAGAAUAAAAGAGGUUUGGAAGAGUAUUUAGCUAUUUUAUAAGAAAGAGCAAACAUUGAAGAUCAAUAUGCAAAAGCAUUACAUAAAUUAUAGUAGUAGAUUGACAGAUCAAGGUAUUUAAAUUUUGUAUUGAAUUUUAUAGUAUAAGUUAUUUAAGGGAGUAAUUGGUAAAUUAGUUAAGAUAAAAAAUUGAGAGGUUGGAGAAUUUUGCAGAUUUGAUUAGAUCAGAGAUAAUUGAUUAGGUGAAAGAAAUCUUAUAGGAUUAAAAUUAAAUAUCAAAAAGAAUUAUUGAUGAGAUGAAAGGUCUUGAAUGGGAUUUAUAAGAUAAAUAGGAUGAUUUGUUGGGAGGAAAAUUAGAUUAUAAAUUAUAGGCUAGAGAAUUGGAGUAAUCUGGGAUUUAAGAUAUUAUAUAUUAAUAUAGUCUUGAUAUUUCAGAAGACAAAGCCACGAAAUAAGUAAUUAAGUAUAUAUUUAUAUAUAACAUUAUAAUAGAACUUAAUAAGUCUAAACAGAAUGCAUAAAAUUAGAAAAAGAAUUUGAGGUUAUAGUAUUAUCUUAUAAUGAAUUUAUUGAUGUAUAUAAAACAAAGAUGGAAAACUAUUUGACAUAAAUGGAAGAAUAAGAAUAAUAAAAGAUGUUAGUGCAAAAGGAUACUUUGAUGAAGCUUUUUUUAUUUGAAUCUUCUAUUUUUAAAUAGUCUUUAUAGGACAAUGAGAAAUUGAAUGAUUAAAUUAAAAAAACUAAUCUUUAAGAUAUAUUAGAGAAUUUCAUUAUGAAAUAUUAAAAACCUUAAGAAAUACCUAGAUAACUUGAAUUUAAACCUUAUAGUUCAUUUUUAGCAAAGACAAUUGAAAGUAUGAAAAGUUAGGAAUACUAAAGAUUAAAGGAUGUAAUUAAGGCACAUAAUGACACAUUUUACAAUAUUUAUGAUGAUUGUAUAAAGAAGAGUGUAUAAAAUUAAAUAAGUUUAAUAGAAUUUAUAAACUAUAGAAGAAUAAGAAUUAACCCAUUUGAUAAAUCGUAAUAGUGUAUAAGCACUUUAUAAGAUUAUGUAAAUUCAUAUUAAUUGUGUUUGGAAUGCAAAUGAAAUUUAAAAUAAUGAGACUAUUAUAGGAUUACUUAGAUAGAACACAUAGAAUAGAUUACUUUGGUGUUAAGCUUUGGAGAUAUAGGCGAAUAAAAGUAAUUUUAAGGUUCCAUCUAAUGAUGCUUAUGAUUAACUUGUUAAAUGGAGUUAAAAAAUGAUUAAUUUAGUAAAUUAAAAUUAAAUGUAGAGUGUUUAGAGUUUUGGGAUCCUUCACCUUUGAGAAAACUUAUAACAAUUAGUUCUAUUAUUCACAUAUCUAUUUAAAAUAAGAAACAUUUUUUGAUGUAUAACAUAAAAGAAAAUAAAUUGUUACAAACUGCAGAUUUUAUUGAAGCAGUUAUUGUUUAAAGUGUUUAUGAUGCUUUGGUUGAAGAAAUAAAGGAAGUAACCACUUAAGAAGAGAGAAUUAGAAAGUAACUUUUUAUAUUUUACCUUUUAGACAAAAGAUUAACAUCUUAACCUAAUUAUCAAAGGUCUGUUUCACUUUAUUAUAGUUCAAUCCUGUUAGUGUAAUUAAAUCUUAUGCUGAAAAUUAUUUAAGAUAUUUAUCUGUAGCUCAUGAUGCUACUGAUAAUUUAUUAUUUUAAAUUGAGAGUUUUGAGUAAUUUUGA